Messenger RNA from Adineta ricciae, 1665 nucleotides. NCBI's taxonomy places the organism in Eukaryota, Metazoa, Rotifera, Eurotatoria, Adinetida, Adinetidae. The record is from the annotation of a GenBank genome assembly.
AUGAAUCUUCUCUCAACUAAUAGUUCGUCGUUGUUAUCCGACGAUAUUAUCCCAGUCAGUAUCACACCUUCGAAAAUAUCCUCGACACCUACCUACGAACAAAAUAAUGAACAAUACCUUCAGACAUUUGCCACAUGGAAUGAAUAUGAACAAAUAUGCUUCGUGGAGAAUUUACUAAAACAAAUGCAAAGCCACCAGCAUGGCCAAGUCAAUACAUAUCUGUUACCAAUGUUAAAGAGAGAUUUUGUCGGCCGACUUGCGUUUCAGGGUCUCGUGCAUGUUGCAGAAAAAAUUCUCGGAUAUCUAGAUGAUCAAUCAUUGAAAUCAACAGAACUUGUCUGUCGUGAGUGGUAUCACGUGAUAUCAGAAGGUAUGUUAUGGAAAAAACUCAUCGAACGAAAGUUUCUAUCGAACGCACUUUGGCGCGGCUUAGCUGACCGCCGUGGAUGGUCGAAAUAUCUCUUUCGUCAACUGAUAAUUAAUGGUGAAAAACCGAAACGUCAUGAUUUCUAUCGUCAGUUAUACCCACAAAUUCUUCGUGAUAUCAAACAAUUGGAAAAUAAUUGGCGAACAGGAAAUUUUCAAUUAGAAAAAAUUCAAUGUCGUUCACAAAACAGCAAAGGCGUUUAUUGUCUACAAUACGAUGAUGAAAAGAUUAUUAGUGGUCUUCGUGAUAACACAAUUAAGAUUUGGAAUAGGAAGUCACUGGAAUGCAUUCAAGUAUUAACAGGACAUAAUGGAAGUGUUUUAUGCUUACAGUAUGAUGAAAAAGUGAUCGUGACUGGCUCGUCGGACUCGACUGUGCGAGUAUGGAAUGUUAAAACUGGCGAAUUGAUGAAUACAUUACUACAUCAUUGUGAAGCAGUUCUUCAUCUUCGAUUUAUCAAUGGAACAAUGGUGACAUGUUCGAAAGAUCGUUCGAUUGCUGUUUGGCAAAUGAAUUCACCAACUGAUAUAUCAAUACGCCGUGUCUUAGUUGGACAUCGUGCUGCUGUCAAUGUGGUCGAUUUCGAUGAUAAAUAUAUUGUCAGUGCGAGUGGUGAUCGCACAAUCAAAGUUUGGGACACAACAACUUGUGAAUUUGUUCGUACACUUCUUGGACAUAAACGUGGUAUUGCUUGUCUACAAUAUCGAGACAAAAUCGUUGUCAGUGGAUCUUCAGAUAACACGAUACGAGUUUGGGAUAUCGAAUGUGGUGCUUGUUUACGUAUUCUCGAAGGACACGACGAACUAGUCCGGUGCAUUCGCUUCGAUUCCAAACACAUUGUUUCAGGUGCAUAUGAUGGCAAAAUUAAAGUCUGGGAUUUACAAGCAGCACUUGAUCCACGCUCACAAGCAUCAUCACUAUGUAUAAAAACCUUAACUGAACAUACGGGUCGCGUAUUUCGUCUGCAAUUCGAUGAAUUUCAAAUAGUUUCGAGUUCACAUGAUGACACCAUACUUUGCUUUAAUUUCCUUCAACCGGAUUCGUCCACAUUGGCAGUUCAACAGAACUCGUCGCCUGUUCUCAGUCGAUGUCAAAUUCAAACAACAAACUUUCCUCCAUCUACAACAACUAUGGAAUCAUCAGAUAACGACAACACUAAUGAAUCAGCAUCAAAUGUGUUUCAAAGUCAAGCUUCUGUUCAAUCAACGAUAUCAUCCUCGUCUGUCUCGGGAAAAUAA